CUCUCUAUACAUCCACCAUUUAUUUCUUUUCUUAACAAUUUUCUCUUCAGUAUAAAAGUCAACCAAGUUCCACAGCCUUCCUCCAAUUUCCAACCAUGGCCUCCAUUACUUACCUUCUCGCAUCUCUCCUAAUUCUCUCUUCCGUUUCUUCCAUUGUCGCUAACGAUCCCGAUAUGCUUCAGGACCUUUGCGUUGCUGAUCGGACUUCAGGAAUCGCCAUUAACGGCUUUGUUUGCAAGGCGACAGCCAACAUCACAGCAGACGAUUUCUUCUUCGACGGCCUGGCCAACCCGGCCACCAUUAAUAACUCGGUGGGUUCGGUCGUAACAGGCGCUAACGUUGAGAAAAUUCCAGGUCUCAACACAUUGGGCGUCUCGCUCUCCCGGAUCGACUACGAGGCCGGUGGUCUUAACCCACCGCACACGCACCCACGCGCCACCGAGAUGGUGUUCGUUCUGGAAGGUGAGUUGGAUGUAGGGUUUAUCACUACCGGCAACAAGCUAUUCAGCAAGACAAUUAAGAAAGGGGAGAUCUUUGUGUUCCCGAAAGGCCUGGUUCAUUUCCAGAAGAACAAUAAGAAAGAACCGGCCGCCGUCAUUUCAGCCUUCAAUAGCCAGUUGCCGGGAACUCAGUCCAUCGCGGCUACUCUGUUUGCGUCCACACCUGAUGUGCCUGAUAAUGUUCUCACCAAGGCUUUCCAGGUUGGGACGAAGGAGAUUGAGAAAAUCAAGUCCAGGCUUGCACCCAAGAAAAGUUAAAAAGCAUGUUGAGUAGUCCUCCAUUCUGUGUUCGAAUUUCUUCUUUCUCUUUUUUUUUUUUUUUUUUUUGUUGCACGAAUUUAUUAUGAACAGUUGGGAAUGCUGAUAUUAAUUUUUUUUUUUUUUUACACAAUGGGAAACUGCUGGAGUGGGUGGAACUGGAUAUCUGUAAUUAACAAUAUUAUUAUGUCAUUUUGAGUUACGAAUAA
Molecule: messenger RNA, 967 nt
Organism: Carica papaya (papaya)
Lineage: Eukaryota; Viridiplantae; Streptophyta; Magnoliopsida; Brassicales; Caricaceae
Product: germin-like protein subfamily 2 member 4
Molecular function (GO): manganese ion binding
Source: RefSeq, a predicted model, not a curated record